Messenger RNA from Macrobrachium nipponense, 8217 nucleotides. RefSeq lists its product as uncharacterized. The coding region runs from base 1 to 8217 and encodes 2738 amino acids. NCBI's taxonomy places the organism in Eukaryota, Metazoa, Arthropoda, Malacostraca, Decapoda, Palaemonidae. The transcript is spliced from 5 exons. Gene Ontology annotation, molecular function: protein binding. The record is from RefSeq and is a predicted model, not a curated record.
AUGGAGUAUAAUAGAGCUUCGGACGAGGGCCAAGCACUGGGACCUAUGAAGUCAUUUAGAGACGGAAAGGAAAUUGAAAGCAGGAAAUGCGAAGAAGAAGAAGAAGAAGAAGAAGACAGCCAGAACCAUCUUGGAAACCUCAGAGCUAUGAAGUCCGGGAGUCACUCUCAAGGACUCACUCUCCUUACAAACACAAACCAACAAAAACAAACGAAAUUGAAGAUAACUGACUCGACACCUACAAGACCGGAGGAGGUCUAUCAUCAAUUUCUUACGGCCAUUGACUUGGAAAUGGAGAAGGAAAUCGAACGAAAACGAAGAGAACAGAUACUAUAUCCCAAGCAAACCGAACUAUUACGGAAUGAAACUCUUGUUACUUUUGAGAGAGAGAGAGAGAGAGAAGAGAGAGAGAGAGAGAGAGAGAGAGAGAGAGAGAGAGGUCCUGGGCACCUUCCGGAUGCAGCCUACGAGGAAGAUGCUGCUGCUGCGGCUGCGGCUGCGGCUGCGGCUGCGGCUGUGAAGACAUUCCAGGUACGUGCACAUGCAGACAUCAUGGAGAUACUCAGAGAAACCUUUGCUAGCAUAGAUGCUAGAGACGAAAAUGGUUGCACGGCAUUACACAGAGCUGUUGAAUCUAACGAUGUUAGUAUAGUUCAGGAACUCAUUGAGAGUGGGGCUACAGUAGAUGUUCAUGACAAUCAGCAAAAAACUCCUUUGCACCUUGCAACAAUUAAGGGAUAUAUUCCGAUAAUGAAAACUCUUAUUCAAGCAAAUGCAGAUAUAUAUAACAUUGAUACUUAUGGCAAUAUGGGUGCUCAUGAUGCAGCAGUGGGUGGGAAAUGUGAUGUCAUCGCAGUUCUGGUAGAGUCUGGGUUUGAUGUAAACUGCAAAAAAAAAAAAGGAAAUACAAUGCUUCAUUUAGCAGCUUCUGAAGGUCACAGAGAAUUAGUGCAACUCUUGAUCAGUAAAGGGGCAAAUGUCAAUGACAAAGGCUACAUGGGUUGCACACCAUUACAUGCAGCUGUUCAAUCAAACAAUGUUAGUGUAGUUCAGGAACUCAUUGAGAGAGGGGCUAGAGCAGAUGUUCAUGACAAUCAACAAUGCACUCCUUUGCGUCUUGCAACAAUAAGGGGAUAUAUUUCGAUAAUGAAAACUCUUAUUCAAGCAAAAGCUGAUAUAUACUACGAAAAUGAAACUUAUAAAGAUAUGGGUGAUCAUAAUGCAGCAUUGGGUGGGAAAUGUGAUGUCAUUAAUGUUCUGUUAGAGUCGGGGUUUGAUGUAAACUGCAAAACUAAAGAAGGAAAUACAAUGCUUCAUUUAGCAACUUGGAAAGGUCACAGAAAAUUAGUGCAACUCUUGAUCAGUAAAGGGGCAAAUGUCAAUGACAAAAACAACAUUGGUUGGACAGCAUUACAUGCAGCCGUUGCAUUUAACAAUGUUAGUUUAGUUCAGGAACUCAUUGAGAGUGGGGCUAUAGUAGAUGUUCAUAACAAUAGUCAAUACACUCCUUUGCAUCUUGCAACAUAUUGGGGAUAUAUUCCAAUAAUGAAAAUUCUUAUUCAAGAAAAUGCUGAUUUACACAAUAUCAGUACUUAUGGCAAUAUGGGUGCUCAUGAUGCAGCAUUGGAUGGGAAAUGUGAUAUCAUCCGAGUUCUGUUAGAGUCGGGGUUUGAUGUAAACUGUAAAUCUAAAAAUGGAAAUACAAUGCUUAAUAUAGCAGCUUCAGAAGGUCACAAAGAAUUAUUGCAACUCUUGAUCAGUAAAGGGGCAAAUGUCAAUGACAAAGGCAACAUGGGUCGCACACCAUUACAUGACGCAGUUCAAUCUAACAAUGUUAGUGUAGUUCAGGAACUCAUUGAGAGAGGGGCUAGAGCAGAUGUUCAUGACAAUCAACAAUGCACUCCUUUGCGUCUUGCAACAAUUAGGGGAUAUAUUUCGAUAAUGAAAACUCUUAUUCAAGCAAAAGCUGAUAUAUACUACGAAAAUGAAACUUAUAAAGAUAUGGGUGAUCAUAAUGCAGCAUUGGGUGGGAAAUGUGAUGUCAUUAAUGUUAUGUUAGAGUCGGGGUUUGAUGUAAACUGCAAAACUAAAGAAGGAAAUACAAUGCUUCAUUUAGCAACUUGGAAAGGUCACAGAAAAUUAGUACAACUCUUGAUCAGUAAAGGGGCAAAUGUCAAUGAUAAAAACAACAUUGGUUGGACAGCAUUACAUGCAGCCGUUGCAUUUAACAAUGUUAGUUUAGUUCAGGAACUCAUUGAGAGUGGGGCUAUAGUAGAUGUUCAUAACAUAGUCAACACUCCUUUGCAUCUUGCAACAUAUUGGGGAUAUAUUCCAAUAAUGAAAAUUCUUAUUCAAGAAAAUGCUGAUUUACACAAUAUCAGUACUUAUGGCAAUAUGGGUGCUCAUGAAGCACCAUUGGAUGGGAAAUGUGAUAACAUCCGAGUUCUGUUAGAGUCGGGGUUUGAUGUAAACUGUAAAUCUAAAAAUGGAAAUGCAUUGCUUAAUAUAGCAGCUUCAGAAGGUCACAAAGAAUUAGUGCAACUCUUGAUCAGUAAAGGGGCGAAAUGUUCAAUGGACCAAAGGCAACAUGGGUCGCAGGCACCAUUACAUGACGCUGUUCAAUCUAACAAUGUUAGUGUAGUCCAGGAACUCAUUGAGAGUGGGGCUACAGUAGAUGUUCAUGACAAUGAACAAUGCACUCCUUUGCACCUUGGAACAUAUUGGGGAUAUAUUCCGAUAAUGAAAACUCUUAUUCAAGCAAAUGCAGAUAUAUAUAAUAUUCGUACUUAUGGCAAUAUGGGUGCUCAUGAUGCAGCAUUGGGUGGGAAAUGUGAUGUCAUUAAUGUUAUGUUAGAGUCGGGGUUUGAUGUAAACUGCAAAAAUAAAGAUGGAAAUACAAUGCUUCAUUUAGCGGCUUUAAAAGGUCACAGAGAAUUAGUGCAACUCUUGAUCAGUAAAGGGGCAAAUGUCAAUGACAAAGGCAACAUGGGUCACACACCAUUACAUGCAGCUGUUCAAUCUAACAAUGUUAGUGUAGUUCAGGAACUCAUUGAGAGUGGGGCUACAGUAGAUGUUCAUAACAAUGAACAAUACACUCCUUUGCAUCUUGCAUCAAUUAAGGGAUAUAUUCCGAUGAUGAAAACUCUUAUUCAAGCAAAUGCAGAUAUAUAUAACAUUGCUACUUAUGGCAAUAUGGGUGCUCAUGAUGCAGCUCAUGAUGUAGUUAUGUUAGAGUCGGGGUUUGAUGUAAACUGCAAAACUAAAGAUGGAAAUACAAUGCUUCAUUUAGCGGCUUUUAAAGGACACAGAGAAUUAGUGCAACUCUUGAUCAGUAAAGGGGCAAAUGUCAAUGACAAAUGCAACAAAGGUCGCACAGCAUUACAUUACGCUGUUGAAUCUAACAAUGUUAGUGUAGUUCAGGAACUCAUUGAAAGUGGGGCUACAGUAGAUGUUCAUAACAAUGAACAAUACUCUCCUUUGCAUCUUGCAACAAUUAAGGGAUAUAUUCCGAUAAUGAAAACUCUUAUUCAAGCAAAUGCAUAUAUAUAUAACAUUGAUACUUAUGGCAAAAUGGGUGCUCAUGAUGCAGCAUAUGGUGGGAAAUGUGAUGUCAUCACAGUUAUGUUAGAGUCGGGGUUUGAUGUAAACUGCAAAACUAAAGAUGAAAAUACAAUGCUUCAUUUAGCAGCUUUAAACGGUCACAGAGAAUUAGUGCAACUCUUGAUCAGUAAAGGGGCAAAUGUCAACGACAAAUGUAACCCAGGUGGCACAGCAUUACGUUACGCUGUUGAAUCUAAUGAUGUUAGUGUAGUUCAGGAACUCAUUGAGAGUGGGGCUUCAGUAGAUGUUCAUGACAAUCAACAAUGUACUCCUUUGCAUUUUGCAACAGUUUCGGGAUAUAUUCUUAUAAUGAAAACUCUUAUUCAAGCAAAUGCAUAUAUAUAUAACAUUGAUACUUAUGGCAAAAUGGGUGCUCAUCAUGCAGCAUUGGGUGGAAAACGUGAUGUCAUCACAGUUAUGUUAGAGUCGGGGUUUGAUGUAAACUGCAAAACUGAAGAUGGAAAUACAAUGCUUCAUUUAGCGGCUUUAAAAGGUCACAGAGAAUUAGUGCAACUCUUGAUCAGUAAAGGGGCAAAUGUCAAUGGCAAAUGCAAAAGAGAUAACACAGCAUUACAUUACGCUGUUAUAUCUAACAAUGUUAGCAUAGUUCAGGAACUCAUUGAGAGUGGGGCUACAGUAGAUGUUCAUGACAAUCAACAAUGUACUUCUUUGCAUUUUGCAAUAGUUUUGGGAAAUAUUCCUAUAAUGAAAACUCUUAUUCAAGCAAAUGCAGAUAUAUAUAACAUUGAUACUGAUGGCAAUAUGGGUGCUCAUUAUGCAGCAUUGGGUGGAAAAUGUGAUGUCAUCACAGUUAUGUUAGAGUCGGGGUUUGAUGUAAACUGCAAAACUAAAGAUGGAAAUGCAAUGCUUUAUUUAGCGGCUUCAAACGGUCACAGAGAAUUAGUGAAACUCUUGAUCAGUAAAGGGGCAAAUGUCAAUGACAAAUGUAACAAAGGUGUCACAGCAUUACAUUACGCUGUUAUAUCUAACAAUGUAAGCAUAGUUCAGGAACUCAUUGAGAGUGGGGCUUCAGUAGAUGUUCAUGACAAUCAACAAUGUACUCCUUUGCAUUUUGCAACAGUUUCGGGAUAUAUUCUUAUAAUGAAAACUCUUAUUCAAGCAAAUGCAGAUAUAUAUAACAUUGAUACUUAUGGCAAUAUGGGUGCUCAUCAUGCAGCAUUGGGUGGAGAAUGUGAUGUCAUCACAGUUAUGUUAGAGUCGGGGUUUGAUGUAAACUGCAAAACUAAAGAUGGAAAUACAAUGCUUCAUUUAGCAGCUUUACAAGGACACAGAGAAUUAGUGAAACUCUUGAUCAGUAAAGGGGCAAAUGUCAAUGGCAAAUGCAACAGAGAUAACACAGCAUUACAUUACGCUGUUAUAUCUAACAAUGUUAGCAUAGUUCAGGAACUCAUUGAGAGUGGGGCUAAAGUAGAUGUUCAUGACACUCAACAACGCACUCCUUUGCAUCUUGCAACAUAUUGGGGAUAUAUUCCGAUAAUGAAAAUUCUUAUUCAAGCAUAUACUGAUAUUUAUAGUAAUGACAUAUGUGGCGAUAUGGCUGCUCAUGUUGCAGCUAAAUACGGAAAAAAAGAGGCUUUAGAGUAUCUUCUUGGAUUAGGGUUUGAUGUCAAAUGCAAAAUCAAAAAAGGAAACACAUUGCUUAAUUUAGCCGCUUCGAAAGGUCACACAGAAUUAGUGCAACUAUUGAUCAGCAAAGGAGCAAAUAUUAACGACAUAGGCCAUUAUGGUUACACGGCAUUACAUUCAGCUGUUCAGUCUAACUAUGAUAGUUUAGUUCAAUACCUCAUUGAGCGUGGAGCUGAGGUAGAUGCUGAAAACGGUAUGCUACAAACUCCUUUGCAUAUUGCAGCAAUGAUGGGGCAUAUGGCCCCGCUGAAAACACUUAUUCAACAAAAUGCUUAUAUUUAUAGAAUCGCCGCUUUCGCUAAUACAUGUGCUCAUGACGCUGCCUUUAAGGGGAGAUGUGAUGUUAUAGAGAAUAUGAUAAAGUCGGGGUUAGAUGUAAACUACCCAACCAAAAUGGGAAUUACAUUGCUUCAAUUAGCGACUUAUAAAGGUCACCUUGAAUUAGUGAAACUCUUGAUCAGUAAAGGGGCAAAUGUGAAUGACAAAGACGAAUAUGGUUAUACGGCAUUAGAUGCAGCUGAACAAUCGAACAAUGAAAGUAUAGUUCAAUACCUCACUGAAUCUGGGGCUACGGCAGAUAAUCAUGAGAAAAAACCACCCCCUCAACAUCUUGCGGCAUUUAGAGGAGACUUUGCAGUAUUGCAAUCACUCAAACAGGAUAAUACUGAUAUAUAUAAUUUACCAAAUUAUGGCGAUAUGGGACCUCAUGCAGCAACUAUUCACGGGAAAUAUAAGAUAAUUGAGUUUAUGUUAGAGUCGGGAUUGAAUGUAAACUACAAAACUAAAGAUGGAAAUACAAUGCUUCAUUUAGCGGCUUUAAAAGGUCACAGAGAAUUAGUGCAACUCUUGAUCAGUAAAGGGGCAAAUGUCAAUUACAAAAACAACAAUGGUUGCACACCAUUACAUGCAGGUGUUGAAUCUAACAAUGUUAGUGUAGUUCAGGAACUCAUUGCGAGUGGGGCUAGAGCAGAUGUUCAUGACAAUCAACAAAAAACUCCCAUGUAUCGUGCAACAUAUAGUGGAUAUAUUCCGAUAAUGAAAACUCUUGUUCAAGCAAAAGCUGAUGUAUACUACGAAAAUAAAACUUAUGAAGAUAUGGGUGAUCAUAAUGCAGCACUGGGUGGGAAAUGUGAUGUCAUUAUUGUUAUGUUAGAGUCGGGGUUUGAUGUAAACUGCAAAACUAAGGAAGGAGAUACAAUGCUUCAUUUAGCGGCUUGGAAAGGUCACAGACAAUUAGUGCAACUCUUGAUCAGUAAAGGGGCAAAUAUCAAUGACAAAAACAACAUCGGUUGGACAGCAUUACAUGCAGCCGUUGCAUCUAACAAUGUUAGUUUAGUUCAGGAACUCAUUGAAAGUGGGGCUAGAGUAGAUGUUCAUGACAAUCAACAAUACACUUCUUUGCAUCUUGCAACAUAUUUGGAAUAUAUUCCGAUAAUGAAUACUCUUAUUCAAGCAAAUGCAGAUAUAUAUAACAUUGAUACUGAUGGCAAAAUGGGUGCUCAUCAUGCAGCAUUGGAUGAGAAAUGUGAUAUCAUCACAGUUCUGUUAGAGUCGGGGUUUGAUGUAAACUGCAAAACUAAAGAUGGAAAUACAAUGCUUCAUUUAGCGGCUUUAAAAGGUCACAGAGAAUUAGUGCACCUCUUGAUCAGUAAAGGGGCAAAUGUCAGUGACAAAGGCAAAAUGGGUCGCACACCAUUACAUUUAGCAGUUGAAUCUAACGAUGUUAGUGUAGUUCAGGAACUCAUUGAGUGUGGGGCUACAGUAGAUGUUCAUGACAAUGAACAACGCACUCCUUUGCACCUUGCAACAAUUAAGGGAUAUAUUCCGAUAAUGAAAACUCUUAUUCAAGCAAAUGCUGAUAUAUAUAAUAUUCGUACUUAUGACAAUAUGGGUGCUCAUGAUGCAGCAUUGGGUGGGAAAUGUGAUGUCAUUAAUGUUAUGUUAGAGUCGGGGUUUGAUGUAAACUGCAAAAGUAAAGAAGGAAAUACAAUGCUUCAUUUAGCGGCUUUUAAAGGACACAGAGAAUUAUUACAACUCUUGAUCAGUAAAGGGGCAAAUGUCAAUGGCAAAGGCAACAUGGGUUGCACACCAUUACAUGCAGCUGUUAUUUCUAACAAUGUUAGCAUAGUUCAGGAACUCAUUGAGAGUGGGGCUACAGUAGAUAUUCAUGACGGUCUACAAUGCACUCCUUUGCAUCAUGCAAUAUACGGGGGAUAUAUACCGAUAAUGAAAACUCUUAUUCAAGCACAUAGUGAUAUUUAUAGUACUGACACAUGUGGCGACAUAGCUGCUCAUGUUGCAGCUAAAUACGGAAAAAAAGAUGCAUUAGAGUAUCUUCUUGGAUUAGGGUUUGAUGUAAAAUGCAAAAGCAAAAUAGGAAACACAUUGCUUAAUUUAGCCACUUCGAAAGGUCACCUUGAAUUAGUGAAACUCUUGAUCAGUAAAGGGGCAAAUGUGAAUGACAAAGACGAAUAUGGUUAUUCGGCAUUAGAUGCAGCUGAAGAAUCGAACAAUGAGAGUAUAGUUCAAUACCUCACUGAAUCUGGGGCUACGGCAGAUAAUCAUGAGAAUAAACCACCCGCUCAGCAUCUUGCGGCAUUAAGAGUAGACUUUGUAGUAUUGCAAUCACUCAAGCAGGAUAAUACUGAUAUAUAUCAUUUACUAAAUUAUGGCGAUAUGGGAUCUCAUACAGCAACUAUUCAUGGGAAAUAUAAGACAAUUGAGUUUAUGUUAGAGUCGGGGUUUGAUGUAAACUGCAGAUCUAAAGAAGGAAAUACAAUGCUUUAUUUAGCGGCUUGGAAAGGACACAGAGAAUUAGUGCAACUCUUGAUCAGCAAAGGGGCAAAUGUCAAUGACAAAGACAACGAAGGUUGCACAGCAUUAAAUGUAGCUGUUGCAUCUAACAAUGUUAGUUUGGUUCAGGAACUCAUUGAGAGUGGGGCUACAGAAGAUGUUCGGAGCAAUGAAUGA